Priapulus caudatus is the source of this 1474-nucleotide messenger RNA. RefSeq lists its product as uncharacterized. The record is from RefSeq and is a predicted model, not a curated record. Lineage: Eukaryota; Metazoa; Priapulida; Priapulimorpha; Priapulimorphida; Priapulidae. The transcript is spliced from 2 exons. Bases 617 to 1171 code for a protein of 184 amino acids.
CUAAGCAUCGAGAAUGGUGUGGUUAUGAAGGGGGAAAGGCUGGUGAUCCCGAAAACCAUGCAAAAGUAUAUCUUGGAGCAGAUUCACGUAGGCCAUCAGGGCAUAACAAAAUGCCAACUCAGAGCUAAAACUUGUGUAUACUGGAUUGGUAUCAACAGUGACAUAGAAAAACUAGUGUCACGGUGUGAACCAUGUCAGACACACAAACCAAGUCAAGCAGCAGAAACUGCAACCUCACGAGAUCCCAACCCGUCCGUGGCAGACAUUGGGAACAGACUUGUUUCACUUUGGAAAUGCAGAAUACCUGCUCCUUGCUGACUACUAUACAAAGUAUCCAGUUGUACGACAAAUCCAAGGAGCAAGCACAUCGGGAGCAGUGGUAAAGAUUGUGAAACAGAUACUCUCCGAGUUCGGACGACCCGAGCGGAUUAUUUGUGACAACGGUCCUCAAUUCUCUUCGGCAGAAUUUAACCAGUUCUUGAAAUCAUGGAACAUUGACAAUGUGACUAGCAGUCCGAGGUACCCUAGAUCCAAUGGGUUCAUCGAGCGUAAUGUACGGACAGUGAAGGAAAUCCUCCAAAAGGCAAGAGAAAGCAAAACUGAUCCAGAUCUUGCCAUGCUGUGCGCCCGAACAACACCGAUUGACAACCACUUACCAAGUCCGGCGGAACUUAUGUUCAAUCGGAAAGUGGUCAGCAAUCUUCCUAUCAAGGUGACACCCAGCCAGUGGACGACACAUGACCCAGAUAAGGUACAGGAACGUCUCAAACAGAGACAAGACACUCAGAAGCACUACCAUGAUAGAACUGGUACAAAAGACUUACCUCCCUUGUGUCCAGGGCAGUUUGUCACACUACAGGAUCACAAUAGUGGACAUUGGUCACCCGCUAAGGUGAUUGAAAAGUGUCUAGAGCCCAGAUCGUACAUGGUUGAAACCCCAAAUGGAGGUAUCCUUAGGAGGAAUCGGAAACAGUUACGUGAGACUCCAUGGGUACCGAAAAGAGUUCACUUCCAAGAUGGAAUGAAAGAUCUGAUCCCUAAUCGGAUCCCGAAGCCAGCCGAGAGCACGUGUGAGCCAAAAGGCUCAGGCAGAGAUGUACAGGCAUCUGAUACAUCAAACCGCACACGCUCUGGUAGGAUAAGUGUGAAACCUGAUCGCCUUGAUCUUUGAAUCGGUUGAUGCACACACCCUGUACUGCUUCAGUAGAUUAAUACUGUGACAUUGAGUUAGUUAUUUUAGUACGACAUGAACAUUGGACAAUGCAAUAUUUUGUUUCGUUAAUACAGCCGUAGAUAAAAUAAAACAUAUCAAGUAGAUGUGUAACAGUAUUAGACAUCCACCCAACUCACGAUUGUUUGUUAUAAUUAGAAAGGGGGAUGUAAUAUGACAGCUUAGCAUUGGUAUACGCGAGUACAUGCGUGAGCAUGCGCAGUAGGUUCUUCCUCUCUCUCACGAUCAUGGGCUCUUGUGGAA